This is a messenger RNA of Heterocephalus glaber (naked mole-rat), 1054 nucleotides long. RefSeq names its product poly(A) binding protein nuclear 1 (gene Pabpn1). Gene Ontology annotation, cellular component: mitochondrial outer membrane; nucleus. Gene Ontology annotation, molecular function: poly(A) binding; BH domain binding. The record is from RefSeq and is a predicted model, not a curated record. Gene Ontology annotation, biological process: release of cytochrome c from mitochondria; extrinsic apoptotic signaling pathway in absence of ligand; regulation of apoptotic process. Lineage: Eukaryota; Metazoa; Chordata; Mammalia; Rodentia; Bathyergidae.
CCAGUCUGAGCGGCGAUGGCGGCGGCGGCGGCGGCGGCAGCAGCAGCAGGGGCUGCGGGUGGUCGGGGCUCCGGGCCGGGGCGGAGGCGCCAUCUUGUGCCCGGGGCCGGUGGGGAGGCCGGGGAGGGGGCCCCGGGGGGCGCAGGGGACUACGGGAACGGCGUGGAGUCUGAGGAACUGGAGCCUGGGGAGCUGCUGUUGGAGCCCGAGCCGGAACCCGAGCCCGAAGAGGAGCCGCCCCGGCCCCGCGCCCCCCCGGGAGCUCCUGGCCCUGGGCCUGGCUCGGGAGCCGCCGGUAGCCAAGAGGAGGAGGAAGAGCCGGGGCUUGUGGAGAGUGACCCGGGGGACGGCGCCAUUGAGGACCCGGAGCUGGAAGCAAUCAAAGCUCGAGUCAGGGAGAUGGAGGAAGAAGCUGAGAAGCUAAAAGAGCUGCAGAACGAGGUAGAGAAGCAGAUGAAUAUGAGUCCACCUCCAGGCAAUGCUGGUCCAGUGAUCAUGUCUAUCGAAGAGAGAAUGGAGGCUGAUGCUCGUUCCAUCUAUGUUGGCAAUGUGGACUAUGGUGCAACAGCAGAAGAGCUAGAAGCUCACUUUCAUGGCUGUGGUUCAGUUAACCGUGUCACCAUACUUUGUGACAAAUUUAGUGGCCAUCCCAAAGGGUUUGCCUAUAUAGAGUUCUCAGACAAAGAGUCAGUGAGGACUUCCCUGGCCUUAGACGAGUCCCUAUUUAGAGGAAGACAAAUCAAGGUGAUCCCAAAACGAACCAAUAGACCAGGCAUCAGCACAACAGACCGAGGUUUCCCGCGUGCCCGCUAUCGUGCCCGGACCACCAACUAUAACAGUUCCCGCUCUCGAUUCUACAGUGGUUUUAACAGCAGGCCCCGAGGUCGUGUCUACAGGGGCCGGGCUAGAGCGACAUCAUGGUAUUCCCCUUACUAAAAAAAGUGUGUAUUAGGAGGAGAGAGAGGAAAAAAAGGAAAGAAGGAAAAAAAAAAAAGAAUUAAAAAAAAAAAAAGAAAAACAGAAGAUGACCUUGAUGGAAAAAAAAAUAUUUUUU